Phalacrocorax carbo (great cormorant) is the source of this 1076-nucleotide messenger RNA. The record is from RefSeq and is a predicted model, not a curated record. Lineage: Eukaryota; Metazoa; Chordata; Aves; Suliformes; Phalacrocoracidae.
UAACUUUUACACAAACACGCAGUUCCCAUCAGCAUCAACUUCAAACAGCUCUGGCUUUCUGUCUGACCACAUCUCGGUUCAGGGGAGCAGAAGCAAAGAGCUACUUCUGAGGGGUUCUGCAGCAGCUCUGAAAGCUUCUUGCACCUUUUGCAGGCUCUGAAUUGCCAAGAUGCUUCUGCUUCUUUCUCUGGUCACUGGGCUUGCCCUGUCUGCCUCCGGUGUCACAGCAGACAAAGAAACUGCUCCAAGCCAAGAGUUACUUCAUGACAUAGAGAAGAAAGUGAAAGACCUCUGGCAGAAUUUGCUCUACCCAGUAAUGCCUGGUAAUGAGACUGAUGGGAUGAUUUAUGCCACUUGUGAAAUGAAGCCCAGCUCCAAAAUAGAUCCUGACAAGCCACAGGUGACUGGACAAGUCUUAUUCAGACAGUGUUACUCACAUGGAAGAUUAGAAGCCAUUUUUUACUUGGAUGGGUUUCCGUUGGAUAAUAACCAAUCUGGUAGAGCUAUACACAUCCACGAGCUCGGGGAUCUCAGCAACGGCUGUGAUUCUACAGGAGGACACUAUAACCCUUUCAGCGUGAAUCACCCCCGUCACCCAGGGGAUUUUGGAAACUUUUUUCCUAAAGAAGGCAAAAUCAGAAAAUACAAAACACAACUCUCUGCCACUAUGUUUGGUCCAUAUUCCAUCAUGGGCAGAUCCGUCGUGAUCCAUGAGCAGGAAGACGAUAUGGGCAAGGGCAACAAUAAGGCCAGUUUGGAAAAUGGAAAUGCUGGGAAACGUCUGGCUUGCUGCGUGAUCGGGAUAUGCAACAACAACUUGUGGGAAGAGAAACUGGCUGAGGUUACAGAUAAGAAGAAGAGAGGGCUCAACAAACGAACAUAGAACCAGGCUUAAGUGAAGACCAAGAAGCCGGCUAUGGCCUGGGCAGCACAAAGUACCUUAGGCUGUGUCACUGGCCACUAAGAUAUAUGGCUACAGAAUUCCCAUUUCCGAUCGCUUGCUCUUCUAAGAAAUGUGUAUCACUUUGUAGAGCCUCCUUUCUGUAAGCCCAGCAAUAAACCCAGCAUCAACUCAA